AUGCCCUCCAACGAACUGCACUACAUGUCGGCCUGGGAACUGUCUGGCCUGAUCCGCAAUCGCGAAGUUUCCCCGGUGGACGUGGUUGAAGCCUGCCUGGCGCGAAUUGAAGCGACCGAGCCAACGCUCAACUCCUUCAUCACGCUUAUCCCUGAGCAGGCUCGAGCCGCCGCCCGUCGCGCCGAGCAGGAAAUUGGGCGGGGCAAUUAUCGUGGCCCUCUGCACGGCAUCCCGGUUGGAUUGAAAGACCUGUUCCACACUGCGGGCGUACGCACCACAUCGGGCACGCGCAUCUACGACACUUUCAUUCCCGCCGAAGACUGCACCGUUGCCACCAAAUUCAGCGAGGCCGGCGCGAUAUUGCUGGGCAAACUGAAUAUGCAUCCGUUGGCGUUCGGUCCCACCGGAGAAAACGCUGACUAUGGGCACAUGCAUAACCCCUGGAAUCCGGAGCGCAUAACCGGUGGGUCAAGCGGGGGCAGCGGUUCCGCGACUGCCGCCGGCCAGUGCACGAUUACCAUGGGCAGCGACACGGGCGGCAGCGUUCGCAUCCCCGCGGCGUUGUGCGGGAUUACAGGAUUGAAACCAACGUACGGGCGCGUGAGCCGGGCGGGAUUAACCCCGUUGUCGUGGUGCCUGGAUCAUCCUGGGCCAAUGGUCCGAACCGUGGAAGACGCAGCGCUAACCAUGAACGUUAUCGCCGGGCCCGACCCGCGGGAUCACGUUACCGUCAAUGUGCCCGUACCAGACUAUACUGCCGCGCUGACCGGUGACGUACGAGGACUUCGCAUCGGUGUGGUCAGAGAGUUUUUCGAGGAACCGAUCGAUCCUCAGGUGGCCGAUCUGGUGCAGGGCGCAAUCAGCGUUCUUGGCGAAUUGGGAGCCGAAAUUGUUGAGGUGUCCCUGCCUUUGUUCGAAUACGCUCAACCGAUCAGCAACGCCAUACUGAGCGCCGAAGCCACCGCAGCCCACCGCGACAUCCUGCUGUCCGAUGGAGACAAGCUCUAUCCCCAAGUACGCGACCGGUUGGAAGAAGGUCUGUUUAUCACGGCCUCCGAAUACCUGCGGGCUCAACAGGCCCGGCAGGUUUUUUGCCAACAGGUUGCGGGCCUGUUGCAAAACGUCGAUCUGCUGGCUGGCCCAGUGGAGCCGGUUACCGCACCCGUUAUACUGGAGCGUCGCAUUGACAUUGGCGGGGAAUCAAUUCCGGCAGUGCCUUUGCUGACCAAGUACACCAGGGUUUACAACAUCACCGGCUCUCCCGCCAUAUCGGUGCCCUGCGGGUUUGCCGAUGACGGACUGCCGGCGGCGCUGCAUCUGGCGGGCAGGAACUUCGAUGAACAUACGGUGAUCAGGGCCGCUUACGCUUAUCAACAGGCCACCGACUGGCACACCCGGCGACCCCCGCUAUAG
This is a messenger RNA of Geodia barretti, 1413 nucleotides long. Lineage: Eukaryota; Metazoa; Porifera; Demospongiae; Tetractinellida; Geodiidae. The record is from the annotation of a GenBank genome assembly.